UACCUAGCGCCGUUCCUUUUUGGACAGCCAGAGUUGAAAUCCGAUUUCUUCAAAUCCGUUUCAUGAGAAACGUGUCACGGGUAUCAAGCGGCACGUCGGUGGAGGCUUCUCACAGACCCAGUGGCUCAAGCAAGAAGACCAGAUGGGCGAAACGAUCAGUGCACUCCUGACCCAGCUUCGCAAAAAGCCCGCAAACAUCGUCAUCCCGUUGCGCGAUUGGCUGAGCUUCUGGUCGUUCGAUACCUUGACCUCUCUAGCCUUUAGCAAAACCCGAGGCUACUUGCAAGCUGGCGCGGAUAUAGACAGUAUCUUUCCCAGCGCGGCUGGAAGUUUCAGGCAUUGGAGAAUCUGGGCGCUGGCGCCGCAAUUGGAAUCCCUGCUAUUGAAGAAUUGGUUUAUGCAGAGGGCACAAACGACUUCGACUCCCAUCGCACAAUUGGCUAUGGAAAGGAUUCGAGAUCGAAAUGCGGAGGAAAAGAACGCGACAGCGAGAGAUCUUCUGAGAAGAAACUGCCAUAGCUAACCGAAAUUCCAUAUUCCAACUAGAUUAUUCCUCAUCCAGGCAGAUCAGAAUCACAACUUUGGGAGUUUCGACCCAUGCAAUAACCACUUGAUUCCCUCCACUGUAUCAUUUGUUCUCUUUUCAACCUGUUUGUUCAACUGAGGGAAGAAUUCCCAGAAAUGAUGGGGUAGACCAGGAUACAAAUCCAGUCGUGUGGAGAUGCUGUGUUCCUGGAGAAUCCGCUCGUAAAUGAUACUCUCGUCCCUCAGACCAUCAAGCCCGCAGACUUGAAAGUACGUGGGAGGAAUUCCCGAGUGUCCUGAUGGAUGCACAGCAGGCACUGCGAUCGGCGAGCUCGGAUCUGGCUUGUAUGCAGCUGCAAAUAUCUUAAUUUCUCUGUAACACCAUGUCUCGGGUUUCUUACCAACGAAUGCGCGAGCAAGUUCUUCUGGAGGUAUAGUCACGUCUUUGUUCUGCUCGUGACUGACGUAAUCGUCCUUGUACUUCUCAGGAACGCAUGGUGGAGGAAGAAGAGGUCCGACACCGAGAAACUGCCCAGUGACCUUUGCAGGAGAUCCAAGGUCGCGGUUCAGAUACACCACGCCGUUGGCAAUGUUUGCUCCGGCGGAAGUGCCUCCGAUGACAAGGCCUGCUGAAGGGGACGCUGAAGGGUGAAGUUGCGUUGGAUUUUGAGCGAUCUGUCCAAGCAUCCACUCCAUCAUGAAUAGCCUGAGGGAACGGAUGUUCCGGAGCAAGACGGUAGUCGAGGCAGACUAUGAUGAUACCAGCCUUGACCGCCAAGAUUCUGUUGGACUGCAUA
Molecule: messenger RNA, 1322 nt
Organism: Fusarium verticillioides 7600
Lineage: Eukaryota; Fungi; Ascomycota; Sordariomycetes; Hypocreales; Nectriaceae
Exons: 3
Coding region: 143-523 (126 amino acids)
Molecular function (GO): heme binding; monooxygenase activity; iron ion binding
Source: RefSeq, a predicted model, not a curated record